This is a messenger RNA of Wallemia ichthyophaga EXF-994, 1803 nucleotides long. Its product is annotated as Putative hydroxymethylpyrimidine/phosphomethylpyrimidine kinase 2. The transcript has 5 exons. Gene Ontology annotation, cellular component: cytosol. Gene Ontology annotation, biological process: thiamine biosynthetic process. NCBI's taxonomy places the organism in Eukaryota, Fungi, Basidiomycota, Wallemiomycetes, Wallemiales, Wallemiaceae. The coding region runs from base 1 to 1803 and encodes 600 amino acids. The record is from RefSeq and is a predicted model, not a curated record. Gene Ontology annotation, molecular function: phosphomethylpyrimidine kinase activity; hydroxymethylpyrimidine kinase activity; thiaminase activity.
AUGACACAAUCUACACCAAAAAUUCUGUCAAUUGCAGGUUCUGAUAGUGGCGGUGGUGCUGGUAUCCAAGCAGACAUAAAGACAUUCACUGCACUCCACUGCUAUGGAAUGUCAGCUCUCACCGCGCUCACGUCGCAGAACACGCUUGGUGUGCAUCAAGUGCAUGCCGUUCCCGUAGACUUCAUAACGAGCCAGAUACGCCAUGUCAUCACCGACCUCGGCGUGGAUGCGUUGAAAACGGGUAUGUUGUACAGCAAGGAGGUGAUAGAGGGGGUAGUAGACACGCUGCAGGAGCUGAGCGUGCGUGCGCCUCUCGUCGUCGAUCCAGUCAUGGUCAGCACCUCAGGGCACAGGCUUCUCAAUCAAGACGCGUUGACGGCACUCCAAGGCAAACUCCUUCCUAAAACCACCCUCUGCACACCCAACAUACCGGAAGCUGAGCUGCUCACCGGCAGAAGCAUUGCGAGUGUGCGCGAUAUGCUCUCCGCUGCUACUCGCCUUAACUCGGUUAACACACUCGUCAAAGGUGGCCACCUUACUUUCUCCGUGGAUGAGGUGCAGAGGGCCAUUGCAGAGGUCAGAAGGGGUGAUUUUGGUGAUGUUGGUGAUGUCACUAAUCCCACUAAUGUCACUGUACAUGGUGAGACAUUUGCUGCUGCUGCGACCAACAACGAUAGUACAAAUACUGCCACUGCAUACGUUCUCGACACAUAUGCGCAGCUGCGAGGCAACCCAAGCACCCAAGGCACGCACAAGAGUGGGGAAGAGCGCCUCGUUGUCGAUAUACUCUACCAGCGUCCGCAGGGCCACUUGGACAUAUUCAUCCACCCGUUCGUUUCAUCUACCAGUACGCACGGCACUGGCUGCACUCUCUCUGCCGCCCUAGCUGCGUAUCUCGGCGGGAGUAGGAGUGGUAGCAGCCGCGACACAAGCGCUUGCACUCGCAUGACCAUGGCCGAAGCAGUACAGGCCGCGCUAACAUACACGCGUCUCGGCAUAGAGCACAGUGAGGGGCUAGGCGCGGGGAAUGGGCCGUUGAACCACAUGCAUUCAAUGCACAGAGGUACACACAUAACAACCCCACUCACACCACGCACAACGCGCCAACCAACCCCUCUCACGACGCAUCUGAUCACCACAGCCGGUGUGUGGUGGGACACGUACAUAGCGCACCCUUUCGUGCACCAGCUCGCAACGGGAACGCUCCCAUCGUCAUCUUUCCGCCACUACAUAGCCCAGGAUUACAUCUACCUCCUGCAUUACGCCCGCAUACACAGUCUGGCAGGGUACAAGAGUCGCUCGAUGGGUGAUCUCGAAGCGUUUGCUCGCAUCACCAGCCAAAUCGUACAGGAGAGCGCUAUGCAUAGAGACUACUGCAGGGAGUGGGGUGUAGACGAGAAGACGCUGAUGAGCACACCGGAAUCGGCGCAGAAUAUCGCUUAUACACGCUAUCUAGCGGAUGUCGGCCAUUCAGGUUCCCUGCUUGACCUCGUCGUCGCCGUAGCUAGCUGUCUCCUCGGCUAUGGCGAGAUAGGCAGACGGUUGAAGACGUCAGCCAACACUGGCUGCCCUAUCUCCCCUGGUGUCGUUUGCAUUAAGGAUAACAACCCUUAUUGGAAAUGGAUCGAAGAUUACGCCUCAGACGACUUCCAAGCAGCCGUCUUUGACGGAAUUGAUAUGCUCGAGAGGAUGGCAGAAGAGGAUCACCUCGGCGCGGACCAUCUCGCUCACCUCUCCAAUAUUUUCACGACUUGUUGCAAACUCGAGUGUGGUUUCUGGGAUAUGGGUUUGCACAGGUUGUGA